Molecule: messenger RNA, 899 nt
Organism: Haliotis rubra (blacklip abalone)
Lineage: Eukaryota; Metazoa; Mollusca; Gastropoda; Lepetellida; Haliotidae
Product: keratin-associated protein 10-7-like
Exons: 6
Coding region: 132-683 (183 amino acids)
Molecular function (GO): metal ion binding
Source: RefSeq, a predicted model, not a curated record
CGUGUGUAACUGCAGUGCCGUGUGCAGCGUCAACAUCGAUAUAUAGUCCGAGUCAGCGCGCCCUACCUCAGUACCGACGCAGAAGAUUUGUUGAGAAUAGAAGACCUCAACCACCUCACUCAGUUAUCAUCAUGUCAAGUCCACAAGGCGCCGGAUGCACCGCCGAGUGCAAGAGUAACCCAUGCGCGUGCGGCACGGACUGCAAGUGCAACCCAUCCGAUUGUGCGUGCACCACGUGCAAGGUCAAAGUGUGCACGUGUUCAGAGGGGUGCAAGUGUGGCAAGGGAUGCACCGGAGGUGACACCUGUAAGUGUGAUGACUCUUGCAGCUGUGACAGCGGGCCGUGUGAAACUACAGUGCCGUGUGCAGCGUCAACAUCGAUAUAUAGUCCGAGUCAGCGCGCCCUACCUCAGUACCGACGUAGCAGCUGUGUUUAUAAUAGAAUACCUCAUCCACCUCACUCAGUUAUCAUCAUGUCAAGUCCACAAGGCCCCGGAUGCACCGCCGAGUGCAAGAGCAACCCAUGCGCGUGCGGCACAGACUGCAAGUGCAACCCCAGCGAUCGUGGGUGCACCACGUGCAAGGUCAAGAAAGUGUGCACGUGUUCAGAUGGGUGCCAGUGUGGCAAGGGAUGCACCGCAGGUGACACCUGUAAGUGUGAUGACUCUUGCAGCUGUAAAUAACCAAGUCACGAAAAAUUCCAGUCUUCUCAUGAAAAGGACCAAAUACUCUUUGCCGCACUGUUGACUACCGCUGGCAUGAAAUAGAUGUGGAGUAUCAUGGACCUAACGUACUAAGAUUGACAAUUAACAGAGACGCUCUUGAGGAAAACCUUUUCUUUUCUCACACACCAUAUCAAAAGUUCUCCUUUCACGCACAUUAAAGCUCUCUUUACAUCC